This is a messenger RNA of Oncorhynchus nerka (sockeye salmon), 782 nucleotides long. RefSeq names its product chemokine-like protein TAFA-2. The record is from RefSeq and is a predicted model, not a curated record. The coding region runs from base 114 to 782 and encodes 222 amino acids. NCBI's taxonomy places the organism in Eukaryota, Metazoa, Chordata, Actinopteri, Salmoniformes, Salmonidae. The transcript has 4 exons.
GCGACGGGCUAUCAGAACACCACAUGAAUAAGUAUUCACCCAUUUGAACGCCACCUUAAAAGUGGGAAUAAAGAGGGGGACACGUCGAGACGGGGCUGCGGUCGGGAAAGGGAAUGAAGAAGCUCUCGGCAGGUGGAGGAGCGUCUCUCUGCUGUCUGCUGCUCCUGUGGGUCAUCCACUCCCAUCGCCUGAGAGAGGGCCAGUUGGCUGUGGGCACCUGUGAGAUUGUGAUGCUCAACAGAGACAGCAGCGUGCCCAGAUGCACCAUCGCCCGUCAGACUGCCCGCUGUGCCUGCAGGAGAGGCCAGAUCGCUGGCACCACGAAGGCCAGGCCAGCCUGCGUCGACGUGCGUAUCGUAAGGAGUAGACAGUGGUGUGAGAUGGCACCCUGCUUGGAGGGAGAGAUGUGUGGCCUCCUCUUCAACCGCUCUGGUUGGACCUGUACCAAAGGUAGUGGCCACAUCAAGACAGUCACGGACUUUGAACGGCCCUACACACUGCGGCCCAAGCUUCUGGCAGGGCACGUGGAGGGGCAGGUUUCGGGUCGAGAGCCAGACCCUGUCCCCUGGUACAAACACGGGGGCCUCACUGCGGUGGCGGUCAGCACUCCUUUUCUGCCGUCCACUAGCCUGUUGAAGGGAUUCCUGGACAGCCCUCCAGGUCUCUUUGGAGCGCUGCACCCAUUCCCCCACCGCAGGACCCUCGGUCUGGCUCGGAUGCCACGGUGCCAGGACCGGCUGGUACCCCAACACACACUGAAAGGGGGACACAUUAGUAGAUGA